Molecule: messenger RNA, 515 nt
Organism: Mizuhopecten yessoensis (Yesso scallop)
Lineage: Eukaryota; Metazoa; Mollusca; Bivalvia; Pectinida; Pectinidae
Exons: 5
Coding region: 84-413 (109 amino acids)
Molecular function (GO): calcium ion binding
Source: RefSeq, a predicted model, not a curated record
AUCACUCGAGUCAGCGUAAUUCUUACAAUACUGGACUAGAUGCUUCCGUGACACCUCGUCUGACUCUUCAUCCUGUAUCAAAGAUGGAAACGAUGUCUGCCUGGUUUCUGCUUCUGAUCUGCAUUGGACAUGUUGCCGUGUGUGAUGGGAAAGCUGAAUUACUCGAAAACGGAGCUGUAUCCGUGCCAUGUAGCUUGGAGGCAUAUGAUGCUGACGGAGAUGGCCUGAUAACUGAAACGGAAGUGGAAGACUUCUUUUUAGAAAAUCACUCAGAUGUGGUGGCCGAACUUUGGAGGGAAUCCUUCUUCGUACAAUUUGAUUUAAAUCAUGACCACCUUAUUCAAGUGGAGGAAUUCUAUCUCGAUAAAGCGUAUCAAGAGGACUGCAUUUUAUCUGUCCUGAUGAAGGGAUGAAGAGCCUGCACAGAUCAAACAGAACAGCAUACGCAUUGUUUCCAACUCACCAGUCUUGUUAAUUACACGUUACUGUUAAAUAAAAUCAAUAAAGAAAUAACA